Messenger RNA from Nerophis ophidion (straightnose pipefish), 1562 nucleotides. Its product is annotated as zinc finger protein 33B-like. NCBI's taxonomy places the organism in Eukaryota, Metazoa, Chordata, Actinopteri, Syngnathiformes, Syngnathidae. The coding region runs from base 302 to 1306 and encodes 334 amino acids. The transcript has 2 exons. The record is from RefSeq and is a predicted model, not a curated record.
UCGUGAAAGCACAUUGACGCAGAAAGUCGCCAGCAGGACGCUAAUAAGUCAGUCCUAUUAUUUGUUCUCCAGUUUGAAAUAUUUAGGUCGUAUAAAAUACAUCUUUGUUUCUUUAUUCAAGGAUAAAGUCGUUUCGAUGCGCUAGAAGCACUGUGCUGCUUCUCCUGCUAUCUUUGCUGGUUAGUUAGCUUAGCUCGCUAGUUAGCUUAGCUUGUUAGCUGCUAACAGAAGACACAGAAGUUAUCAACACAUCGCUAAAUAGAGAUCAAGGGUGAGAGUAAAGUGUUGUGAUUGUGUGAAAAUGUCUACAUUACAAAUGUUGAGAGCCUUGGUGGAUCAGCGACUAACUGCUGCCGUUGAAGAAAUAUUUGUAGUGUUUGAAAAAACGAUAGCAGGAUACGAGGCGGAACUUUCUAGAAUAAAAGAGGAGAACAAUCAACUACUGGACGCUGUUUUCAAGAAACAUCAAGUUGUGUUACACAGAUCAGACGUCCAGCAGGUGUCAGCAGAGAGUCAUGAAGAGAUUCCCUCCAAGCAGCAGGAGUGGAGCUCUAGUGUGGGACAGAAGGAGCUACAGGCCCACUCCCACAUUAAAGAGGAGCAGCUUCAUGAUGAAGAUAAAGCUCAGUCCUUACAGCUGCAUCACAGUCAAAGUGAGGAGAACAGAGGGGCGGAGCUUGUAAGUCAACCCAUCACAGACGCUGAUGGAGAGCAUUGUGAAGAUAUAAAGUCAGAACCAGACAGCAUCUUUGCUCCACUGUCAGACAUGGACCACAUGAUGUCAGACUCUUCUGAUCACAGUGACCACAUCCAAAAACCUUUGGAGAGUAAAAAUGACUCUAAAGGUGAUACGAGACAUCAUACUAACAACAAACAAUUUGACUGCUCUGAAUGUGGGAAAUCAUUUAUAUGGAAGAGUGAUUUUACAGUAGACAUGAGAAUACAUACUGGAGAAAAACCUUUUACUUGCUCUGUUUGUAAGAAGAGUUUCUCCAGAAAGCCUGACAUGACCAGACACAUGAAAACACAUACUGGAGAGAAACCUUUUGUUUGCUCUGUUUGUAAGAAAAGUUUCUCCAGAAAGCAACACAUGACCAUACACAUGAGAAUUCAUACUGGAGAGAAACCUUUUGCUUGCUCUGUUUGUAAGAAGAGUUUCUGCAGAAAGCCUGACAUGUUCACGCACAUGAGAACACACACUGGAGAGAAACGAUUUAGUUGCACUGUGUGUGAUAAGAUGUUUCGGUAUAAGUAUCAGGUCAGUAAACACAAGUGUGUAACAGUCAUGGAAGCUGCAGGGAUUUAAAAACACUUAAACAGUGAUUGUGCUAAAUGUACUUUAAAAACACAGCAUGUUUAAUAUGAAUGUAUAUUUGAUGUUGUAUGUAGUGCUUCUCAUCGUCUACUGUUUUAUGUUGUCCUGUAGUUACUUUUUAAGUUGUGUGCAUGUAUUGAAUAUUAUAUAUGGAGCUAUAUUUUUUUUUCCUUCUCAUCUUUGAAGACAGGAUAUCUUAUUAUUUUCAUUUGUUUUUGUGUCUUAUAAAAUAAAAUCAAUCAAUCAA